CAGAGGCAUAAAGACCACCAGAAGGGGUUGCAUUGAGACAGACUAUUCAGCUCUCAUUGAACCACAUAUCUCUCUCAUCUUUAACUAUCACGAUGAUCUGCAAAUUCCUUGUUGCUUCUUUCAUCAUUGGCUCAGCCUGCGCAAUGCACCUGGAAUAUCUGAAAGUUGACUCUGCUGAAGAACUCUUUGAUGAAACUUUGGAUUCAGUUGAUUCGAAUGAGGAUUUGCCAAUGCCUGAGGGACAGCUCCCUGGUAUGUGUUGGGCUUGUACGUGGGCCAUGAAGAAACUGAAGGCAGAAAUUAGUGGCAAAGCAAAUGCAGACAUGGUUAAAGCGAAAGUGUCAAAGGUCUGUAACUCAAUUGGAUUCCUGCGAAGUCUCUGUAAGAGAAUGAUAAACAAGUACAUGGAUGUCUUGGUGGAGGAACUUUCUACCACAGAUGAUCCAGGAACGAUCUGUAGUAAUAUUGGCAUUUGCAAAAAUUACAAGUCAGUGGGAAUGCUGGAAUUCAUCCAAGCUUUUGCUCCAAACUACAAGAAGAUCUGAAGAUCUGUGAAAAGAGGAAAUAAAUGUUUGAAUUAAUUAUUACCAAGUCAGCUUUUGUAAACCAAUAAAUAUAUUUGAAAUUAACAAUU
Messenger RNA from Silurus meridionalis, 634 nucleotides. RefSeq names its product antimicrobial peptide NK-lysin-like. NCBI's taxonomy places the organism in Eukaryota, Metazoa, Chordata, Actinopteri, Siluriformes, Siluridae. Gene Ontology annotation, biological process: defense response to bacterium. The transcript is spliced from 5 exons. The record is from RefSeq and is a predicted model, not a curated record. The coding region runs from base 93 to 545 and encodes 150 amino acids.